This is a messenger RNA of Mustela erminea (ermine), 1381 nucleotides long. RefSeq names its product ubiquitin conjugating enzyme E2 M (gene UBE2M). The coding region runs from base 457 to 1008 and encodes 183 amino acids. The record is from RefSeq and is a predicted model, not a curated record. The transcript has 6 exons. Lineage: Eukaryota; Metazoa; Chordata; Mammalia; Carnivora; Mustelidae.
GAAGCUGCUGCUGCCGCGGAAGCCGAGCCUCUUCCAGUACACGGCAGCCGCCACCGCGGCCGCCACCUCCUCCUUCCCCUCGAGCCGCACCCCCUCGCGGUGGGAGCGAGUAAACAGGCGGCGCGGCCACAGCUGAGCCUCAGGGGACCUAAGCGGGCUACUGGGAGGAGGGAGCGGCCGGGUGGGGGCGGGGCCGAGGAGGCCCGAGAACAGCCGAGUCGGCCCGAGCGCCGCCGAGCGAGCCCGAGGCGCCGGGCCAGGCCGGAGCCGGACUACGGGAGCCGACGCGGGCCGCGCGGUGGGCGCGGAGCGGCGCGGCAGGCCGGGCGGGCGGCAGCAGCAGCGGAGGAGGCCGCGAAGGCGGGUUCGAGUGGCGGAGGCGGCGCGGGCGGCGGCAGGGGGCCGGGUGGCCGGGGUCCCGGGCCCCGCAGCGGCGGCAGCGGCGGCGGCGGCAGGAUGAUCAAGCUGUUCUCGCUGAAGCAGCAGAAGAAGGAGGAGGAGUCGGCGGGCGGCACCAAGGGCAGCAGCAAGAAGGCGUCGGCUGCGCAGCUGCGGAUCCAGAAGGACAUAAACGAGCUGAACCUGCCCAAGACGUGUGACAUCAGCUUCUCAGAUCCAGACGAUCUCCUCAACUUCAAGCUGGUUAUCUGUCCUGAUGAGGGCUUCUACAAGAGUGGGAAGUUUGUGUUCAGUUUUAAGGUGGGCCAGGGUUACCCACAUGAUCCCCCCAAGGUGAAGUGUGAGACAAUGGUCUAUCAUCCCAACAUUGACCUCGAGGGCAACGUCUGCCUCAACAUCCUCAGAGAGGACUGGAAGCCAGUCCUUACGAUAAACUCCAUAAUUUAUGGCCUGCAGUAUCUCUUCUUGGAGCCCAACCCCGAAGACCCACUGAACAAGGAGGCCGCUGAGGUCCUGCAGAACAACCGGCGGCUGUUUGAGCAGAACGUGCAGCGCUCCAUGCGAGGUGGCUAUAUCGGCUCCACCUACUUCGAGCGCUGCCUGAAAUAGGGUUGGCGCACACCCACCCCUGCCAGGGCCACCAGCCCCGGCGUCCCCUGCAAAUAUUUAUUGGGGGCCACAGGUGGGGGGCAUGGGGUGGCCGGUGGGGGAAUCCCAUGCCCUGGCCUUGCCUCCCCUCCCUGCCACCCGCUCCUAGUUAUUAUUUUUUAACCACCAUGUGAUUAAGGUCGGCGCUGCCUCCCCCGACCCGCUCAGCAAUGGGAAAUGAAUUGGCUUGUCUAGCCCCCAGCUGGGUGCUGUCCAGCCCCCCACUCUGGGCUCUGGGGUGGGUGGCUAAGGGGACUGGGUGGCUGGGGCUCGGGCACUCCACCCCUCCACCACUGGAGGUCCCACCAGGCUAUUAAAGGGGAAUGUUACUGCA